AUGGGAACCAGGGGCAGCCAGGAACAGGGACACAACCAAAAGGCAUUGCCAAGGAUGCUCGACAAACAGAAGAAAGCAGCCCAAGCCGCCAAACCACCAACAGCCGGGAUGCUAUCUCUUUUUGACGGUAAGUCCAAAAAGGACGCUGUGGGGUCAGAUGAUGAAGGUAAUGAUGAAGAUCAGGGCAAGACUGCCUCGGCCUCUGAUGAUGGUGGUGGUCUGGAGUCAGAGGAGCUGGCAAAGGUGCUGGCUAGGUUGAGCAUCAAGCAGCGGAUCGACGGUGUGAAGGUGUCAGGUUGGAGGUUGGGAGUAGCCUUGACGAGGGCAUCUCGAAGCUUGGUCAAAGCGUUGGGAUUCGAAGCUUGAGCCGUUGUCUUGGAAGGCGGAAAUUACUACAUGUAUAUUGGUGAUGGCGUAGGCUCCACCGG
Seminavis robusta is the source of this 428-nucleotide messenger RNA. The record is from the annotation of a GenBank genome assembly. NCBI's taxonomy places the organism in Eukaryota, Bacillariophyta, Bacillariophyceae, Naviculales, Naviculaceae.